UUUCUUUGUGUACAGUGCCAGAUCUCGCUACUCUCACAAUCAUCGAAUCUCCAAUUUUUCUUUCUUUCUUUCUUUCUUCUAUUCGUCGUUUUUUCUAUCUGUUCGGUGCUUUUUAACCCACCCCUUCUUUUAUUUUAUUUACAUAAUAUAAUUCUUGAGCGUUUCUAUUUUCUUUUUCUUUUCCUCUGAAAAUUGGUGCUAAUUGGGCUUUCAGUCGGAGAAGAAAGAGACAAGAGAAGAAAGAGACAGAAGUGUGAAUUCGAUCUUUAAGGUUUUCCUUGUGGGUGAUGAGAAUUGGGGGAGAAGAAGAAUGAACGAUGCCGGUACUGCGUAGCGGAGCACGCAGGGGACGGGCAGCAGCACAGAAGCAACAGCAGCAACAACUGCCGAAUCCGAUCGAGGCGGGGGAAGCGAUUGCGACGAGGACUAGGCGGCGGCGGAGGGCGGCAGAAGAGGCGGCCGCAGCAGCAGCUUCGCCAUUGGAAAAAGAUAACAACGACGAAGGCGACAACAGGAAUAAGAAACCGCGGGCGCAGGGGGUCAAUGAGAAGUUAGCUGUCGCGGCGGCUGGGGAAGCGGCAGUUAGAGAAGAGGAGAAGAAUACUAAGAAUAGGAUUUUAGAGGAAGAGAAGAAAGAGGAAGUCGGGGAAAAGCCGAUGGAUGAAUUCAACAGCGGAGGAGGGCGGGGAAAAGAUAAGGGUAAUGCUGGUGAGGAUGAAGGCAGCACCGCGCCGCUUCCUGAAAAGGUUCAGGUUGGAGGUUCCCCAUGGUAUAGAAUUGAGAGGAAGUUGGGCAAGGGUGGCUUUGGACAGGUCUGUGUCGGUCGGCGUGUUUCAGCCACAAAUACAAAUGAUAGAAAUGGUUCUGGGGCUCUAGAGGUUGCCUUGAAAUUUGAGCAUAGAAGUAGCAAAGGAUGUAACUAUGGACCACCGUAUGAGUGGCAAGUUUACAACACUCUUGGUGGCAGUCAUGGUAUACCUCGAGUUCACUAUAAGGGUCGUCAAGGUGACUAUUACGUUAUGGUUAUGGAUAUGCUGGGUCCAAGUCUGUGGGAUGUUUGGAAUAAUAACUCUCAUACGAUGUCCAUAGAAAUGGUUGCUUGCAUUGCUAUUGAAGCGAUAUCAAUAUUGGAGAAAAUGCACUCUAGAGGCUAUGUGCAUGGAGAUGUAAAGCCUGAGAAUUUUCUUCUAGGUCCUACAGGAACUCCUGAUGAAAAGAAAUUAUUUCUUGUUGAUCUUGGAUUAGCAACCAGGUGGCGAGAUAGCUCAACUGGUUUGCAUGUUGAAUAUGAUCAGAGGCCGGAUGUUUUUAGGGGAACAGUCCGUUAUGCUAGUGUGCAUGCUCAUUUAGGGAGAACGUGUAGCAGGAGAGAUGAUCUAGAAUCUCUUGCAUAUACACUUAUUUUCCUUCUUCGAGGUCGUUUGCCUUGGCAAGGAUACCAGGGAGAGAAUAAAGGCUUCCUUGUAUGCAAGAAGAAGAUGUCAACAUCUCCAGAAGCCUUGUGUUGCUUCUGUCCGGCGCCUUUUAAACAGUUUGUUGAACAUGUGGUCAACUUGAAGUUUGAUGAAGAACCUAAUUAUGCCAAAUAUAUCUCUCUCUUUGAUGGUAUUGUUGGUCCAAAUCCGGAUAUCCGUCCAAUUAACACAGAAGGUGCACUGGAGCUUAUCUAUCAAGUUGGUCAAAAGAGAGGCCGGUUGUCUAUGGAUGAGGAGGAAGAUGAACAACCAAAGAAGAAGCUUCGUUUGGGCAUGCCAGCGACGCAAUGGAUUAGUGUUUACAAUGCUCGUAGGCCAAUGAAGCAAAGGUAUCACUAUAAUGUGGCAGAUGGAAGGCUUGCACAGCAUAUUGAAAAAGGAAAUGAGGAUGGCUUAUUUGUCAGCAGUGUAGCUUCCUGUCAAAAUCUAUGGGCCCUUAUAAUGGAUGCUGGGACUGGUUUCUCUGCACAAGUGUAUGAACUCUCACCAUAUUUCCUUCAUAAGGAAUGGAUAAUGGAGCAGUGGGAGAAGAACUAUUAUAUCAGUGCAAUAGCAGGGGCUACAAAUGGGGGCUCCUUAGUAGUAAUGUCAAAAGGUACUUCGUAUUUGCAGCAGUCAUAUAAAGUGAGUGAGUCCUUUCCUUUCAAGUGGAUUAACAAAAAAUGGAGAGAGGGUUUCCAUGUCACUUCAAUGGCCACUUCUGGUAGCAGAUGGGGGGUAGUAAUGUCCCGCGGUGCUGGAUUUUCUGACCAGGUUGUUGAACUGGACUUCCUUUAUCCUAGUGAAGGAAUCCAUCGACGGUGGGAUAGUGGGUAUCGUAUAACAGCUACAGCAGCAACUUGGGAUCAGGCUGCUUUUGUUCUUAGCGUGCCAAGGAGGAGGCCCGCUGAUGAAACACAGGAAACUCUGAGAACUUCAGCAUUUCCUAGCACGCAUGUAAAGGAGAAGUGGGCAAAAAAUCUAUACAUAGCUUCUGUCUGUUAUGGGCGAACAGUUUCAUGAGGUUUCUCAAAUCUUUGGUCAGGGUCUCCACUCACCCUGGAGACAUUGCUCUGUUGUCCAUAUGAUAAAAAGCUGGAACUGUCGGCCCUUGGAAUUUGCUCUCUUUAGGCUUAGAGAAAUUUUGACCAGUACAGGCUUUUUCAUCUUUUUCUGAUUUAUUUAUUGUAACUAAAAUAUAGAAGGUACUAGAUGAACUUUGGUGUUGCGCCCCUCCAUUCUAUUGUAUGGAAUGGUCUUCAAUUGAUGUCCCCCAAAAAGCCCAAAAUGACGGGGCCUUAUUAACUAUGUAUAGUCUCUUGAUUAAUAAGUACAACUUGGUUUAGGGCAGGUUCUAAUGACAAGCUUCUCAUAAUUAUUUGGUUU
This is a messenger RNA of Gossypium raimondii (Peruvian cotton), 2840 nucleotides long. RefSeq names its product casein kinase 1-like protein HD16. Gene Ontology annotation, molecular function: protein serine/threonine kinase activity; ATP binding. The transcript has 16 exons. The record is from RefSeq and is a predicted model, not a curated record. Gene Ontology annotation, biological process: endocytosis; peptidyl-serine phosphorylation; signal transduction. Lineage: Eukaryota; Viridiplantae; Streptophyta; Magnoliopsida; Malvales; Malvaceae. Gene Ontology annotation, cellular component: nucleus; cytoplasm. The coding region runs from base 318 to 2477 and encodes 719 amino acids.